AUGUUGCUUUCCUCCAAAAACAAACCGUUUUCCACGCUCCAAAUCGCCGGCGCUGGUCUGCUCCAUUUACAAAAGAAACCGAAAGCGACGGCUUUCCAAUGCGCGUCGGUGGCGUUUAGCUACAUGGCGUGCGCGGUCGCUUUACUCUGUUUCAAUAAAACCGCGUUAUCUUUGUACGAUUUUCCGUUUGCAAACGUCAUCACCUUAUCGCAACUGAUCGUAUCGACGAUGCUUUUGUAUGUGUUUAAAAGACUGAACUUGAUUGCGUUCGUGGACCAACAGGACGGCGAGGAAACGAUGUCAAACAACGGGAAAGUGCCGAAAGGCGGAUUAAACGUGAAAACGGGAUUCCCAACCGUGAAGUUAUUUCGAACGACGUUACCGUUAGCUCUCGCGUAUUUAACGUACAUGUUGUUGUCCAUGAUUUCGUUGAGAGGCGUAAACUUACCGAUGUAUACGACGUUGCGAAGAACUACCGGCGCGUUUACGAUGGCGACCGAGUUCCUGGCGUUUGGGAAAGCGCAAGAGAGAGACGUGAUUUUUGCGGUGAUGCUUAUGGUGUUAGGCGCAAUUAUAGCCGGAAUGAACGAUAUGGAGUUUAAUUUGUAUGGAUAUUUCAUGGUCGUUCUGAAUAACGUGGCAACGAGCGUGUAUUUGAUCAUGAUUGGACGCGUAUCCAAGAAGAGCGGAUUGAACGCGUUCGGGUUGAUGUGGACGAACGGAAUUUGGUGCGGCGCGCCGUUGUUCGCGCUAUCUUUGUUAAGAGGGGAAGUGUUCAGUACGAUUGUUUAUAUAAACGAAAAUAGUGGGUUCGUUAAAGUCUUGUUCGGUUCAUGCGUGCUGGCGUUCGCGCUGAACUACUCUAUAUUCUUAAACACGUCGAUGAACUCGGCGUUGACGCAAGCUAUUUGCGGCAACGUGAAAGAUCUAGCGGUGGUGUGGAUUGGGUACAUAUUCUUUGGUGGGGUGUUCCAAUGGGCGAACUUUAGCGGAAUGAUUGUGGGGGUGUUUGGAAGUGUGUAUUACGCGGCUAUAAAGUUGAAGAAGACGCGAGUGAAAGACCCGAAAGAGAGCGAAUAG
Bathycoccus prasinos is the source of this 1080-nucleotide messenger RNA. RefSeq lists its product with no specific name. Lineage: Eukaryota; Viridiplantae; Chlorophyta; Mamiellophyceae; Mamiellales; Bathycoccaceae. The record is from RefSeq and is a predicted model, not a curated record. Gene Ontology annotation, molecular function: GDP-fucose transmembrane transporter activity; antiporter activity. Bases 1 to 1080 code for a protein of 359 amino acids. The transcript has a single exon. Gene Ontology annotation, cellular component: Golgi apparatus.